Messenger RNA from Sarcophilus harrisii (Tasmanian devil), 3232 nucleotides. RefSeq names its product bone morphogenetic protein receptor type 1A (gene BMPR1A). Gene Ontology annotation, molecular function: transforming growth factor beta receptor activity, type I; ATP binding; SMAD binding. NCBI's taxonomy places the organism in Eukaryota, Metazoa, Chordata, Mammalia, Dasyuromorphia, Dasyuridae. Gene Ontology annotation, biological process: protein phosphorylation; BMP signaling pathway; dorsal/ventral pattern formation. Gene Ontology annotation, cellular component: signaling receptor complex; plasma membrane. The record is from RefSeq and is a predicted model, not a curated record. Bases 490 to 2091 code for a protein of 533 amino acids. The transcript is spliced from 13 exons.
GGGCCGCGACCGAGGACGAGAGGAGCACCAGCGAGGCCUCGGAGCCGCCGCGCCGGCCGCACCCGCACCCGCUGCCGCCGGAGCUCGCUCCGCAGCCGGAGCCCGAGCCGAGCCGGGCCGGCCCGAGAAGUCGCCGAGGCCCGGGGGGAGGGCGGCGGCGGCGGCCGGGAGGGCCCAGAAGUCCGGCCGCCCGGCCCUCGGCGGAAAGGAUGAGCCCCCCGUGCCUCCGAUUCAUGGAAAUAUGUAUUACUUUAAUAUUGCCUUGGAAUUAAUGAAGUGGAAAUACAGAUCAAAGCAAUUUGGAGAAAAUAGAAAACACAGUUUUAUUCAGCAGACUCUCUUGAGGAAGCAGGAAACAGCAGUAGAAGUUGGAGUAAUUAUUAAACUAUUGCAGGCAGAAUUUCACCAAGCAUACAAGCUUAAAAUUUAUCAAGUAACAAGAUUGAUUGCUCAGGGGGACAGUUCACAGAGAAGAUUAAAAACUGAACAAUGACUCAACUAAGCAUUUAUAUCACAUUUUGGGGAGCCUAUCUGCUCAUCAUUUUUUAUGUUCAAGGACAGAAUCCAGACAGUCGAUUCCUUCAUGGCACAGAAAUGAAGUCAGACCAAAAUCAGAAAAAGCAGGAAAAUGGAGUAACCUUAGCACCAGAGGAUACUUUGCCUUUUUUGAAAUGCCACUGUUCAGGACAUUGCCCAGAUGAUGCUAUUAAUAACACAUGCAUAACUAAUGGUCAUUGCUUUGCCAUCAUAGAAGAAGAUGAUCAAGGAGAAACUACAUUAGCUUCAGGCUGUAUGAAGUAUGAAGGUUCAGAUUUUCAGUGCAAGGAUUCACCAAAAGCUCAGCUACGGAGAACAAUUGAAUGUUGCCGAACCAAUUUGUGUAAUCAAUAUUUACAGCCUACGCUACCCCCUGUUGUCAUAGGUCCGUUUUUUGAUGGUAGUAUUCGUUGGCUAGCUGUCCUUGUUUCUAUGGCUGUGUGUAUAAUUGCUAUGAUCAUCAUCUUCAGCUGCUUUUGUUACAAGCACCACUGCAAAAGAAUAGCAAGAAGCCGUUGCUAUAAUCGUGACUUGGAACAGGAUGAAGCUUUUAUACCAGUUGGAGAGUCAUUGAAAGACCUUAUUGAUCAGUCACAAAGUUCUGGCAGCGGAUCCGGACUUCCUUUGCUGGUUCAACGAACUAUUGCCAAGCAGAUUCAGAUGGUUCGGCAGGUGGGAAAGGGUCGCUAUGGAGAGGUGUGGAUGGGAAAAUGGAGAGGUGAAAAAGUGGCGGUCAAAGUAUUCUUCACUACUGAAGAGGCCAGUUGGUUUCGGGAAACAGAGAUCUACCAGACUGUUCUGAUGCGACACGAGAAUAUUCUUGGUUUUAUCGCGGCUGACAUCAAGGGCACCGGCUCUUGGACACAGCUGUACCUGAUCACCGACUACCACGAGAAUGGAUCUCUGUACGACUUCCUGAAAUGUACCACUCUGGACACCAGGGCCCUCCUCAAGUUGGCGUAUUCAGCGGCUUGUGGUCUGUGUCAUCUCCACACAGAGAUCUAUGGUACCCAAGGAAAGCCCGCGAUUGCCCACCGAGAUCUGAAGAGCAAAAAUAUCCUAAUCAAGAAAAAUGGGAGUUGUUGUAUCGCUGACUUGGGCCUUGCUGUGAAAUUUAACAGUGAUACAAAUGAAGUUGAUGUUCCUUUGAACACCAGAGUAGGUACAAAGCGUUACAUGGCCCCAGAAGUCCUCGAUGAAAGCCUGAAUAAAAAUCACUUUCAGCCAUACAUCAUGGCUGACAUCUAUAGCUUUGGACUGAUCAUGUGGGAGAUGGCUCGUCGCUGUGUCACAGGAGGCAUUGCAGAAGAGUACCAAUUGCCUUACUACAACAUGGUGCCUCAUGAUCCUUCCUAUGAAGAUAUGCGUGAGGUGGUGUGUGUUAAGCGACUGCGGCCCAUCGUGUCUAACCGAUGGAAUAGUGAUGAAUGUCUAAGAGCUAUCUUGAAGCUAAUGUCAGAAUGCUGGGCUCACAAUCCUGCUUCAAGACUUACCGCGUUGAGAAUCAAAAAGACACUUGCCAAGAUGGUUGAAUCCCAAGAUGUAAAGAUUUGACAAUUAUAUAAGACUCAGGAGCCGCAUUGGACUCCAAGAACUUGUUUCACCCAAGCCAAGGGUGGAAUUGAAGUGGGAUGAGGAAAUUCAUGUGGUUCUUAGACUUUUUCCUCACCACCCCUUUACAGGCUGCUAAUAAUUUCAGUACUCUGUAGAAUAUGAUGCUGGGAACUUCUGUUCACUACAUGCUACAUUUAUGGACAGCCUUGUUUAAAUGUGUUUCUUUUUGGAGGGAGAAGGGGUUAUGAACUAUGUUGAGACUUUAGUCAUCGUUCAUGAGUCUCCAGUAAACUCUGGGUACUGAAUUGCAUGUUUAUAUUAUGGUGCUUUCUGUGAAAGCCUUAAGAAGAAAAUGAAUUUAACAGAGAUGGAGAAAUAUAAGCUUUUGCCUUCUACCUGAUAAAACUUAAUCUGUUCAUAUUCUUGCUUUUGUAAAACAGCCUGUAGAUUAUGAAUCAUUUUGGGAUACUGCUCUGUUUUUAACAGUUUAUCAUCUGUGUUGUGUGUGUGCCAGGAUUCCUCUGCUGCCAUGUGGAUUAAGAGAAAAAAGAGGAAUGAAUGCCCAGGAAGGUGGGGGUGGUCAGUGCUUCAGGUCUGUCAUUAUCGUUGCAAUAAGAUUAGCCAGUCACACAAAAAUCAUUUAACUCACAGGAGAAUUUGGCUUCUUUACCAACAUCUCUGAUCAGGAAAAUUGGUAUCAAUUGAAAAAUCAAAAGGGAGUUAAGAUCAUGCUUCUAAACCUGAGCUUCAUUCCUCUUUCCUUUUUUUUUUUUUUUUUUUUUUUUUUGGCAAUUUUUAAUCUGUUUUUGUGAAAAACAUAAUAUCUUAAGUUGGAACUCCCAAUGUGAUGACUCUCCUGAAGAACGAACUCACUUAUUGGGGUGAUUUUGUUAGCAAUUUAAGUGCCUAUAACCUUGUCCUGUAUAGUUUGUUCUAAGUGACUUCUAAAAGGGAAAUGACAUAUCUAGUGCACAGUGUGCUUGAUUUGCAGGACGUUAACGCUUAACUUCACUUUGGAUAGUCGUGUUUGUCCACAUACAUUCAUGCCAUAGAAACCAGAUCACAUGCACCUCAUAACCCAGGCUUAAAAGGUAAAAAAAAAAAAAAAACCCACAAUACCCAAAGAUUGUUAGGAAGAACA